Molecule: messenger RNA, 1701 nt
Organism: Chelonoidis abingdonii (Abingdon island giant tortoise)
Lineage: Eukaryota; Metazoa; Chordata; Testudines; Testudinidae
Source: RefSeq, a predicted model, not a curated record
CGGGAGCGAGAGCCCCUGGCUCCCCCCACCCCGCUGAGCAGGGUGGGACCGAUACAGUUUGCGCCCGCCUUGGGGGUCCUUCCCGCUGCUCCGCUUGCUCCUGCCUGUCUCGGACCCCCGCACGCUCUGGGCUCCUCCAUGUAUGGCGAAUCCUAUAUCCAUGGCUUCGAGGACUCCGAGGUGGGCUCAGCCGAUUCCUACACCAGCCGGCCAUCCUUGGACUCAGACGUGUCCCUGGAGGAGGAGCGCGAGACAGCCCAGCACGAGGUGGAGAACCAGGCACAACAGCAGCUGGAGAGAGCCAAGCACAAGCCGGUAGCGUUUGCCGUACGCACCAAUGUCAGCUACUGCGGGGCCCUGGAUGAAGAGUGCCCCGUGCAGGGCUCCGCCAUCAACUUCGAAGCCAAAGAUUUCCUGCACAUCAAGGAGAAAUACAGCAAUGACUGGUGGAUCGGGCGGCUAGUGAAGGAGGGGGGGGACGUCGCUUUCAUCCCCAGUCCCCAGCGGCUGGAGGCCGUGCGGCUGAAGCAGGAGCAGAAAGCCAGGAGAUCUGGCAACGCCUCCGGCCUCGGGGACCCCAGCAAGCGGCGAUCGCCUCCCCCGUCCUUAGCGAAACAGAAGCAAAAGCAGGCAGAGCACAUCCCGCCCUACGACGUGGUUCCAUCCAUGAGACCAGUGGUGCUGGUGGGCCCCUCCCUGAAAGGAUAUGAGGUGACGGACAUGAUGCAGAAAGCGCUCUUCGACUUCCUCAAGCACAGGUUUGAUGGCAGGAUCUCGAUCACCCGCGUCACCGCCGACCUAUCCCUCGCCAAGCGCUCUGUCCUCAACAACCCGGGCAAGCGCGCCAUCAUCGAGCGCUCCGCCACCCGCUCCAGCAUCGCCGAGGUGCAGAGCGAGAUCGAGCGCAUCUUCGAGCUGGCCAAGGCCCUGCAGCUGGUGGUGCUGGAUGCCGACACCAUCAACCACCCGGCUCAGCUGGCAAAGACCUCGCUGGCCCCCAUCGUGGUCUACGUGAAAGUGUCCUCGCCCAAGGUGCUGCAGCGGCUGAUCAAAUCCCGGGGCAAGUCCCAGAUGAAGCACCUCAAUGUGCAGAUGAUGGCAGCAGACAAGCUGGUGCAGUGCCCACCGGAACUCUUUGAUGUGAUCCUGGACGAGAACCAGCUGGAGGACGCCUGUGAGCACCUGGCCGAGUACCUGGAAGUGUACUGGAGAGCCACACACCACCCCCUGCACCCGCUGGGCGGGCAGCCCCUCCUAACGCCACCCGCUGCCAUCCUGAGCCUGCAGAACCAGCAGCUGCUGGGGGAGCGGGGAGGGGAGCACUCCCCCCUAGAGCACGACAGCCUGAUGCAGUCAGAUGAGGCGAGCGAGACCUCCCGCAAGCCCUGGGCGGCCACCUCGCAGCACAGCUCCCAGCCCCUGGAGGACGAGUAUCCCGACCCCUACCCGGAGCUGUACCAGCCCCACCGGCACCACAACAGCGGCCUGCACAGCGCCAACGGGCACGACUCGCAGGACCGGCUCCUGCAGCGCGAGGCCGAGCAGACCCACAACGACAGGAACUGGCAGCGCACCAGGCCCUGGGCCAAGGACAGCUACUGACGGGCACCGGCCUGGGCUCGCCCACCGAUUGCACCCCUCCCCGCUGUCAGAGCAGCCCCAUGGGCCCACGGAGCCUGGCCUUCCCCCAAACACAGCCCC